Plasmodium malariae is the source of this 1464-nucleotide messenger RNA. Its product is annotated as PIR protein. Bases 1 to 1464 code for a protein of 487 amino acids. NCBI's taxonomy places the organism in Eukaryota, Apicomplexa, Aconoidasida, Haemosporida, Plasmodiidae. The transcript has 3 exons. The record is from RefSeq and is a predicted model, not a curated record.
AUGUCAACUACUAAUGAUAAUUCAUGGGAUAAAAUUUUAGUAGGAUCACCUUCAUAUAAUAUAUAUAAAGAAUUUGAUAGUGAAGUUAAGGAAGAGAUAUAUAAUAAAUAUUGUAUUGAAUUCAAUAAUCAACAAGAUGAAAUAAGUAGACAGGGAUGUAGCCUUUGUAAAAAAAUUGCAAGAAAUGUAGAUAAAUUAUCUAAUUACCUCAAAAACAUUGAGUAUACUCCUCAAUGUUCACACUAUAAAUAUUGGGCAUAUCAUAAUAUAAAAAAAAUUUUAGGAGAUAAUAUAGAAAAUGAGAAAGCCAAACCUUUAAUUAAUAAACUAUUACAAGCUCAAAAUAGUAUGAAUAAAGAUUAUUACUUAUAUUACUGUCAAUAUAGCUUUGGUGAUAAUAUUUCACAACGAUUAAACGAUAAGAUAAAUGAAAAACAUUUGCAUGAUUAUUUCAAAAAUUAUGAUAGUAUUAAAAAAUCUGAUACUUGUAAAAAUGUUAAACCCGAGGAAUAUGAAAAAUAUCUUAAUUAUAUUAAUAAUUUAUAUAAUAAAUAUAGGUCAGAGAAGGAAUGUUGUGAUGGAUCAUGGCAGUAUGAGUGUUUCGAUUAUUUUAACUGUUCUGAUGAGUUUGAUCCUAGUAAACUCUUAUCUUCAUUAACAUCUAAGGGAAAUAAAGACUGUGAUAACUUAAAAAUAUUUGAAAAACCAUUAACAUUCUUUAAUUCAGAUAAUUCUGAGAGUUCCCAAAUAGAUAUUAAAAAUUCAAUAUAUCAUGUUAAGUGUACAGAUAUUCCAACUGAUAGACUUGAUAAUAACAAACUCAUAGGAGGAACAAUUAGAUGUCAUGUUCUUCCAUCAUUUCCAGCAUCUCUUAAUAAUCGUUCUUCAUCAUUUACUCAUCGUCCUCCUGAACAUGCUCCUUUUACGAUAGAUGGACAUAUUGUAACUCCUGUAACUACAGAAUUACAGCGUGAUAACCAAGUAUCAAGCGGAAGCUCAAAACAACAAAAUUAUUCAUCCAAUUUACAUGCAUCAGGUGUAAUUAAAGAUAAGAGUGCUGAAAAAGAUACUCCGUGUGAAAAUCCACAAUUAGCAAGAGAUGAAUCAGGAGCCUGUAUAGAACCAGAUGUACGUAAAACUAAUACUAUUGGAGUAAAAUUGAACGUGUUCGCACCAGGAAAAACAAUUAUAAUCAGACUAAAUCCUAAUUCUUAUAUGUACAAAAACAAUUUUUUUCGCGUUGGAAUCGCAUUUACUCUCAUAGCGGGAAUAAUUUUCACUAUUUUACUUUUUUAUAAAUUUACUCCCUUCGGAAGAUGUUUUCAUAAAAAAGUACCAAGGAAAAAAAGAAUUGACGAUUAUUAUGAUGAUCCGUAUAUGCGUCAGUUUAUUAUCCGUGCUCCAAAAUCUGGCAAAAGAAGAACAGGUAAUAGGGGUUUACAAUUCUCUUAUUACUCUAGGUGA